Fukomys damarensis (Damara mole-rat) is the source of this 8810-nucleotide messenger RNA. RefSeq names its product dachsous cadherin-related 2 (gene Dchs2). Lineage: Eukaryota; Metazoa; Chordata; Mammalia; Rodentia; Bathyergidae. The transcript has 21 exons. Gene Ontology annotation, cellular component: plasma membrane; cell-cell junction. The record is from RefSeq and is a predicted model, not a curated record. Gene Ontology annotation, biological process: homophilic cell-cell adhesion. The annotation marks the transcript as partial. Gene Ontology annotation, molecular function: calcium ion binding.
GGGGAGGACGCCUUCGCGCUGCGGCCCGGGGGGCCCCCAGGGGUGUUUUUUCUUUGCGUGGAGGGGCCCCUGGACAGAGAAAGCCGCGAGCUGUAUGAGCUGCGAUUAGUGGCCACGGAUGCGGGGUUCCCGCCCCUGAGCACCCAGGAGACGCUGCUGCUUCGGCUCUCCGACGUGAAUGACCAGCCACCUGUCUUCAGCCAGCAGCACUACCGGGCCUCUGUGUCCGAGGCCACGGCCCCGGGCACCACGGUGACGUGGGUCAGCGCCUCCGACUCCGACGAGGCUGGCACCGACCAUGCCCGGCUGCGCUACGAGCUCAUCCAGCUCUCAGCUCUGUGCAACCCCGAGGCUUUGCGGCCUGGCACAGAAUGUGAGCCUGCGUUCACCAUUGACCCCCAGAGCGGGGCGAUCAGCACCGUCCGGACUCUGGAUAGAGAGGUCCAGGAGACUCUGGAGCUCCGAGUGGUGGCCCAGGACCUCGGAGAGCCCCCCCUCUCUGCCACCUGCCUGGUCAGCGUCACCGUGGACGAUGUGAACGACAACGAGCCCGUCUUCCAUCGGCAGGUGUACGGUGUCGCCCUGGCAGAGCACACCCCUGUGGGACACUGCUUUCUCCAGGUAAAAGCCUCUGAUGCAGAUGCGGGGCCCUUUGGCUUUGUUGAGUAUUCGCUUUACGAUGGAUUCCAGAGCGAUGAGGCACCUCCAGCGUUCCAGAUCAACCCACGCGAUGGGCAGAUCUGUGUGUCCCAAGACCUUGACCGUGAGAGGGACCCAGCCAGCUUUGAUCUCCUGGUGACAGCUAAGGAUGGGGGCGGGCUCAGCGCCCAAGCUUUUGUCCGUGUGGACCUGGAGGAUGUGAAUGAUAAUCAUCCGGUGUUUAACCCGUCAACCUACGUGAGAAGCAUCAGCGGCCAGACCCAGCCGGGUGCCGAGAUCAUCAAGGUUCUGGCCACGGACAGAGACGCCGGGAUGUACGGGACCGUGGCUUAUGAGCUCAGCCCUGGACACCUGACACCCGCGUUCUCCAUCGACUCCGCCACAGGAAUCAUUUACUUGACAUCAACUCUCGCUCACUUGGAGCCCACUACGCUGUUUCUGACGGUGUGCGCUCGUGACGGCGGCGGACUCGCGGCUGUCACGAAUGCCGAGGUCACUGUCCACGUCCUGCGCACCGCGCUGGCGCCUGCUGAAUUUGAGAGGCCCACGUAUUCCUUCUCCGUAAGUGAAGAUGCGCCCGAAGACACGCCUGUGGGAGCAGUGAAAGCGAGAGCGUCCUCGAACUCCUCCCAACCCGUCUUGUACACCAUCUCCUCGGGCGACCCGGACGGGAGGUUCGCCGUCCACCCGCGGCUGGGCACCAUUCGCACCCGGAAGCUCCGCCGGCGGGGCCUGCUGCAAAGCGCGAGCGCCUCCGUGACUGUCCUGGUCCUGGACGAGAACGACAACGCGCCCACCUUCCCGCGAGGCCGGGUGUUUCUGAAGGUCCGGGAGAGCCCCGUCCCCCUGGGGGUCAUCGGCAGGGUCGCAGCCACUGACGCGGACUCCGGAAGGAAUGGACAGCUGUCCUACUUCCUGCUGUCUGACGGCGCCUUCUUCAAGAUGAACCCGAGCACAGGUGAGCUGGUCAGCUGGCUGGCCCUGGAUCGCGAGCACCAGAUGCACCAUCAGAUGACUGUCCUGGUGACCGACCACGGCUCGCCGCCACGGAACGCCACCAUGGCGGUUUAUGUCACAGUCACCGACACCAACGAUAACAGCCCAUUUUUCCCGCAGUGUCUCCCAGGGAAGGAAUUCUACAUCAAGGUUUUGGAAGACCAGCCAGUAAAUACAUUGGUUACAACUGUGUUUGCAAAGGACCUCGAUGAAGGAGACAAUGCGGAAAUUACCUAUUCCAUGGCCUCAGAAGAUUAUUCUGAUCAUUUUAAGAUUGAUGCCAACAGUGCUGAAAUAAGAACAAGCACGAUACUCUCCUAUGACUACAGACCCUCCUACAGGCUGACGGUCAUCGCCAGUGACCAGGGCCAGCCUCCACUGCAAGGCUGGGCAGUGCUUCAUGUCCAGGUGAUACCACUGUCCAAAGGUCAGGUUUUCAUUUCUCAGAAUAUCAGACAUUUAGUGAUUCCAGAGAACUUGAAGCCGGCAAAAAUCACGAGCUUGAUGAAGUCCCCUGAGCACCUCCAGCAGUAUCACAGUGGAAAAUUGCACUUUAGUCUUGCUACAGAGGACAAGAAUGGUCACUUUGAAAUUGACAGCUCAACAGGAGACUUGUUUCUUUCUAAGGAACUGGAUUAUGAAACAACCCCGCGUUAUGUUUUCAGGGUUAUAACCAAAGACCACAGCCAGAGUCCUGCCCUGAAUAGCACCGUCUUCCUCAGUGUUGAUGUGGAAGAUCGAAAUGACCACUCCCCUGCCUUCCAGGACCGGGUCAUUGCGAUAAGCAUAGAAGAGAACGUUCCCAUAGGGACCCUGGUGCACACGUUCCAUGCCAAAGACGGUGAUGGUAGCUUUUUGAACAGCAGGGUACAGUACUUCAUCGAAUCCCUCCACCCUGGUUCGAACCCGUUUCUCAUCCACCCCUCAUUUGGCACAUUGGUCACCGCGGCCCCCUUGGACAGAGAGAGCGUCCCGGCCGUCACGCUGAUGGUCACCGCAUCCGACCAGGCUGUGAAUGUGACAGACCGGCGCUCCAGGUCACUGAUAGCCAAAGUGGUGAUUCUGGAUGUAAAUGACCACAGCCCCGCUUUCGUGUCCUUGCCCAUCGCCUGUGUCCGAGAGGACGCCGCCGUGGGCUCUUCCGUGCAUCGUGUACAUGCUCGAGACCCCGAUGAAGGACAGAAUGGGAAAGUGACCUACAGCAUCCGCUCCGGAAAUGCAGACACAGCCUUUGUGCUCGAUGAGUCAUCAGGCUUACUAACCAUAGCCCGCCCUUUGGAUUAUGAAGUAAAAACUCAGCACGUUCUGACCCUCGUGGCCCUGGAUGACGGGGUCUCGGCACGUUCUUCUUCCCAGAUUGUGACAGUUACUGUCCUGGAUGUCAACGAUGAGGCACCAGUAUGUGAGCAGCACCUGUAUGAAGCUUCAGUUAAAGAAAACCAAAGUCCAGGGGAGUUUGUAGCAAGGGUUGAAGCUAUGGACAGAGAUUCAGGAAUCAGUUCCAAGCUUCAGUUUGAAAUCCUGUCAGGAGCUUCCUUUGGAUUUUUCAAGAUCAAUGCAGACACUGGAGAGGUCGUGACAGCCACCACACUUGACAGAGAAGUUCAGGAUGUCUUUACUCUUCAAGUCCUGGUACGAGAUGGGGGAGUCCCUUCAUUGUCCUGCACCACAACAAUUCUCUGCACCGUUGAAGAUGAAAACGAUCAUGCACCAGAGUUUCUCGGCACCAAUCAGUACAUUGAGGUUCUGGAAAACCAAGAACCCAAGGUUGUCUACACUGUUUUGGCCUCUGAUAGGGAUGCUGGCAACAAUGGAGCUGUCAGGUAUCACAUAAUCGAUGGAAACACGGACGAGUCCUUUGUUAUUGACGAAACGUCAGGAGAACUGGCAACCACUCGUGCCCUGGACCGAGAGCAAGUCAGCAGCUUCAGACUCACCGUGCGGUGCUCCGACCUGGGAGACCCCCCUCGGAGCACCGCCGUACAGCUGCCGGUUAGGGUUUUGGAUGACAAUGACCACAGCCCUGCAUUUUCCACGCUUCGUUACCAGCCCUUGGUGAGAGAGGACGCUGCCGUGGGAACCGUAGUCCUGGUGCUGUCUGCUGUGGACAAGGACGAAGGCCUGAACGGACAGACUGAGUAUUUCCUGGUGGACGAGUCUUCCGGGGCGUUCACCAUUAACCCUGCGACGGGCGUGCUGAGAACUAGCCGUGCCCUCGACCGGGAAGCCCGGGCCCUGUACACAUUUCAGGCCGUGGCCAGAGACUGCAGCACGGCCGGCUCCAGAAGCAGCACAGUAACUGUGACAGUGUUGGUCACAGACGUGAAUGACAACGACCCAGCUUGGGAGCAGAAUCCCAUCCACGUCUUUCUCUCUUCCCAGCUGCCUGCAAAUCACACCGUUGCUAUCCUGAGAGCCAGCGACCCGGAUGCAGGGCCCAGCGGAAUGGUGACUUUUAGUUUUACAGAUGCCCAGUCAGUGUUUUCUAUUGAUGAAGACACAGGAGAAAUUAAGCUUCUGCAAAAUCCAACUUCAGAAUAUUUUCCUGCCUGGUUGUGGUUAAGAGUCACAGACCAAGGGGUCCCAGCCAGGACAACCCCUGGUCUCUUGAUCGUUCACGCGGAAGGUGAAGAUGUAAAGAUUUCCUUCAGCCAGCAUCUGUACGAGGGACUUGUGACUGAAAACUGUGAGGCAGGUACUUCCAUUGUGACUGUAAAAGCAUUUGCUCCUGAUGCAGUCUGGGACAUUAUUAAAUAUUCAGUACUUAGUGGAAACAAAGAUGAAGUUUUUUCCUUGGACUCCAACUCAGGACAACUGACUGUGAAAGAACCCAAAUUCCUUGAUUUUGAAGUCAGGGAUGAAGUACAGCUCAUCAUUUUAGCUGAAAGCAGUGAGCACAGAGCCUACAGCAAAGUAGCAGUCUCGAUAGAGGAUGUGAAUGAUAACGUUCCAUGCUUUGAGCAAAGUGUUUACCAAGCAUCAGUGUCUGAAGGCCAGGGCUCCAGCGCCCACGUCAUCCAGGUAACUGCUUCUGACCUGGACAGUGGGUUGAAUGGUGUCAUCGAGUACUCCAUUGUCUCUGGAAACCAAGGAGAAGCCUUCCGGAUCAGUGCACUGAGUGGUGAGGUUACUACCAAUGUGCUUCUGGAUCGCGAGACCACCUGUUCCUACAGCCUGAUUGUGCAAGCCACAGAUAAAGGGAGACCCAGGCUUUCUGCUACGGCCACGGUCCGGAUACAGGUGACUGACAUAAAUGACAAUGCCCCAGUUUUUCUCCCCUCCGAAGCAGUAAAAAUUGCAGAAAAUUCUUUGCCUGGUGUGAUUGUGUCUCGGGUGUCAGCUCAUGAUGUGGACUCGAAUCCAGCUUUUAUCUUCAGUUUUGCAAAAGAUGGCAAUUCUGGAGCCAAGUUUGCUAUUGAUCAGCACACUGGAAUAGUGGUCUUGGCAAAGACAUUGGAUUUUGAAGAAGUGACCAAAUACGAGCUGCUGGUCCAGGUUUCUGAUUCUGUGCACCACACAGAGGGGCCCCUCGUCAUCCAAGUGUCAGAUGUCAAUGAUAAUCCACCAGUGUUUUCUGAAGAUUUCUACCAGGUCACAGUUCCUGAGUCAGUGCCCCUAGGGUCCUUGGUAUUAACCGUAUCAGCCACGGACUUAGAAAGCAAUGAGAACAUUUCUUACAGAAUCCUUUCCUCCUCUGAGGAAUUCUCCAUUGAUCCUGUGAAUGGCACGAUAUUUACUAGGAGCCCUAUAACCCUUCUGAAUAAAAUACCAACAAUUCGAUUUCUUGUGGAAGCCAGUGAUGGUGGGAUUCCUGAGCUGAGGGCUCUUACAUUAGUGGAGAUCCAAGUCCAAGAUGAGAACAACUGUGCCCCAGAGUUCACAGCAGGGUACUACAAUCUUACCUUGAGUGAAGAUGCUCUGGUGGGAAGCACGCUUGUCACAUUUUCGACCUUUGACUGUGAUUGGACGCCUGAAAACACAUACGUUGAGUAUUCCAUCAUCAGCGGUAAUUCUCAGAACAACUUCCAUGUGGAUACCACUUCCGUUUGUUCAGAGUUUCCCCACGAGCAAGUCGGUUAUCUUGUGCUACUUCACAGCAUGGACCGAGAAGCCAGCGCCAGCCAUCAGCUCGUCGUCCUGGCCUCCGACCACGGCUGCCCUCCCUUGAGCUCCACGGCGAUCGUAUCCAUACAGGUGCUGGACGUGGAUGACAACCCGCCCAGAUUCAGCAACCUGCAGUACCACGCCCACGCCAGGGAGAGUGCCCCUCCCGGCAGCCACAUCGCAGUGGUCUCAGCCAGCGACCCUGAUGUGGGCUCCCAUGCUGAGAUCUUCUACCGGGUCAUCUCUGGAGAUGAGAAGGAGCACUUCCACUUGGAGGAGAGAACCGGGGUCCUUCAUGUUGUUAAACCUCUGGAUUAUGAAGAAACGACAGAAUUCGCUUUAACCAUCCAAGCUUCGGACAGAGAUAAGAAGCAUUGUUCCUUCUCAGUUGUGUUCAUCAAGCUCCUAGAUGACAACGACCACGAGCCCCAGUUUAUGUCCUCAAGCUUGACUUGUGCAGCGCCUGAAAAUCUGCCCGUGUUUUCCAGCCUCUGUUCCGUCAGUGCCGUGGAUUUUGAUGCAGGUCCUUACGGAGAACUGACCUAUUCUCUUCUGUCGCCCUGCACUGUCGCUCAUGGGAGGGCUUCCCCUCGGGAUCCCUUCAGCAUCGACCCUUUAACAGGGGACCUUCAUGCUAGCCAAAGCCUCGACUACGAAAGCGCCGACAAGUACUGCCUCCUAGUGCAGGCCGAGGACAAGGGCGGCUCCACCGCCUCCCUGACUGUUUGGGUGGACGUUGAAGGGAUAGAUGAGUUUGAGCCCGUUUUCACUCAAGAUCAGUAUUUUUUCACCCUCCCACAAAAGAUUCAAGAAAGACAUCUGGUUGGUAGCGUGGAAGCCACUGACGCGGACUCAGGUGCCGAUGGGGUCAUUUUUUACUCUCUGGCAACUCCUUCUCCUUUCUUUUCAGUAAACAGAACCAGCGGAAAUAUUUACUGGCUUAAAGCCACUCCUCCCUUCAUGAAAAGUCAGGUCAGCGAAGACAACACCUUUGAAAUACAAAUCAUUGCUCAGAGCCCCCGAGCAGGCUCCAGGUCCACAUCUUGCACUGUGUUUGUGAACAUGUCUCUGUCCUCUGAUGGAAAACGUGUGCUGCCAUCCGCCACCAGCUUCUCCGUCAGCCUCACGGUCUCCUUUGUCGCGUUCCUGUUACUCGUCUACGUUCUGACUGUGCUGAUUGUGAAACACACACCAAAAGCCACACCGCACCAUUACGGAAAGAAGAAAGCAUCACCAUCCUUAGAUGCCAGUGUGAGGCUGACAGGGGAUGCUGGCAGUUGCCAGGCCCCCCAGGACCAGGGUGAGGGCCGGAAGGAGGUCACGCCUGAGUGGCUGAGCUUAAUAAGCAUCAUGGAGAAGGAUCUCGGCAGCCCUCACUGGCGCUCCAGCUCCAGCAGUCACUGCUCUGUGGAAGGGGAGACUGCAGAAGACAGGGAGAUCCAGAGGAUAACCAAGCACCCUUCCAGAAAGGACUCAGACUCGGCCCUGAGCAACCGGGGCUCCCGGGUGCGAGACUCCGGAAUCCCCAGGGACUCAGACCAGCUCUCCUGCCUAUCUGGGGAAACCGAGGUCAUGGCCAGUGCCCAAGUAGCAGAAGGUAGCCAUGCAGCUGAGGGAGGAGAUGGCGGGGAAGGCUGUAACCCAGGGUGUGUUCACAGUCACACGCAACCCCAGGCCCUGCAGAAGAAAGAGGCAAAGGAGGGAGUCCUGGCCGACCCGGAGAGAGAGUCUGUCUGUGUUUCAGGAGAUCAGGAAGCCAGCUGUGCCACCUUUUCAACUGAGUUCACCUCCGAUCACAAAGCAAGAGGCAGCUAUGCCUGGGACUGUCUCCUAAGCUGGGAACCCAAGUUCCAACCCCUGGCCUUGGUAUUUAAUGAUAUUGCGAAACUAAAGGAUGAGCAUUCGCCUAAGCCUGGCAUUCCGAAAGAGAGGAAGUCUUUGGUUUUUCCACCACCUUUGAUAACAGCUGUGGCCCAGCCUGGGAUUAAAGCAGUUCCCCCGAGAAUGCCGGCCACGGCCCCAGGGCAGCUACUUCAGAAAUAUUCCCGCUCCCCUCUCCUCUACCGCCAAGGUUCUCCGGCAGAAGCCAUGACCCCCAGCUUUUCCCCAUCCCUUUCCCUGCUGACUGUGCAGACUCUGGCCGGGUCAUCACUCUUAGGGACACGCAGAAGUGACCCAUGCUGUGCACCGAAAGUGGAAGAUGACCCUGAAAUAUAAAGCGAUGGUGACCCCAACUGCCCUGCCACGUCGGUCUCCAAAGGCCAAGCAGAACAUUCUCAAGCUCCUCCACACCAGGCUCACGCUUAUCUAAAAGUGAGCGUUUUUAAAACCUCCCCAUUUUUUAGCUUCUCAAGUUUCUUCCAGCCUUAAUGAGCAGCUAUUUUUGCUUUUAACCUUUAUGUUUUGCUCUCAGGACUCAUGUGUAUAUAGCAAUUCAGGUAUAUUCUGUCAUAUCUGGUUUUCUGUAUGAGUAGAUUUCCAAAGGACGCCAUGAACUUUACUGCCUGCCCCAAUGAUUAUUGGGAAAAAAAUGGAAAUAAGGCAUACUGCGCUCUGGUAAUAUUGCUGCUGAUUACACCACUGUAUCUCAAACAACAGCAGUAAAAAUGAUGGCAGCAUAGUGAAUGAGUUUAGGAGAGAAAGCAACAGAGGAAAUCUGGGCAGAUAAAUCUAUGUUUUAAGACAAAGCAACAAUCUAUAAGUCUGAUAUUUAGAGAUGCAUCUCUCCACUUCCUCCGUAUAACACUGUGUGGAAUUUAGGAAUAAUUUGAAUGGCGUCUUUUGGAAAUUCAAGAAGGAAAUAAGAAUGCAAUUUGUCAUUAUUCUGUGAAACAAGAGAAUUAUUCCCAAUUAAAUGAACCAGAAAUGCAUGUUCUUGCAGGACCAGGAUCAUGGAUAGUACGGAUGUAUAUGUGCUUAGUUACUAUGACACAGUACUUGCCCUUUUUCUACAAAUAGAAUGGCUUUUUUUUCAAUGCUCUGCCUUGUAACAGGGAACAGGUACAGACAUGAACCUUCAAAGAUUAAUUUAUAGAACUUUCUUCAUUCCG